Molecule: messenger RNA, 3231 nt
Organism: Gadus chalcogrammus (walleye pollock)
Lineage: Eukaryota; Metazoa; Chordata; Actinopteri; Gadiformes; Gadidae
Product: leucine-rich repeat neuronal protein 2-like
Exons: 2
Coding region: 636-3119 (827 amino acids)
Molecular function (GO): protein binding
Source: RefSeq, a predicted model, not a curated record
CUGUGCCGAUUCAUCCAGAGCGCCACAGAUAGACAGAGAGCAAGGUUUAGAGAAAGAGGGAGAGAGAGAGAGAGAGAGAGAGAGAGAGAGAGAGAGUAAGCCAGGAAGGUGGCCUUUCAGGAAUCGUAAGAAAACCGCUAAUGUGUCACAGGAAGGAAGAGGAGGACACAUCGGCGACAUCAGGGACACAACUCACUGCAACGGAAGAUUGCGAUGGGUUUACUGGCUCGCAAGGCAAGAAUGAACAGAGAGAUGUAGUUAACCCUUCCCUUUAAGCUGGGCUGCUGAACACGCAGUGAGCCACUACACUCCGCGUCGCAUGUCCUACCAGUAGACACCAUGUGAGAUCCGCUGUCGGACAACAAAAGCCAAUCAACGGCCUCCUCCACACUGCUGUUGUCUGGCAAUCAGUCAGACCUUUGUGUCAAAUUCAAAAGGACUUCAAGCUACGGGCCCACUGAAGACACUCUCAGUAUUUGUAUCUUGUAUCUACAAUCUCUGUACAAAUCGGAGCAACACCUUUGUAAUAUAUUUUCUUAUCUGUUCUCAUUUGGGCUAAUAUUGCAGUUGCAACCCCUUCAAGGUUCCCCGACAAAGAAAUCAGUCGCGGUCCAUUAAGCUGCCCAAUACGGUGAAUGUGUACAAUUCUCUCACCCAGACCGUUUUGUAAUGAGAAACGUGUGAACCAGCUCCAUUCCAUUACCUCAUCUGGAUCACUCAUGUCACACGUGAAGAUUAUGAGGCCGACUUCAGUGCUAGUCCAGUUACAGUGGUUGCUGUGUGUGUAUGUCGGUACGUGUGUGUCCAGCGUCGCCGUGAUUCAUUCGCUACCAUGGCUCGUCUCCUGCCCGGCGCGCUGCGUGUGUCAGAUCAAGCCGUGGUUCUCCGCCGAAUCUGUUUAUCACAAAGCCCCCACUGUUGACUGCAAUGACCUGCUCCUGACAGAGCUCCCCUCGCCCCUACCUCACGACACCCACACCCUGCGUCUGCAGAGCAACCUCCUCUCUGGCCUGCAGAGCGACGAGCUCCCCGGCCUCCCCAACCUCACCGAGCUGGACCUGUCCCAGAACCGCUUCAGCGGCGUCCCGUCAUGGAGUCCACGUCCCGGGCUGGACUCGCUGCUCUCCCUGCAUAUGGAGGAGAACCAGCUGGCUCUCCUUCCCCAGGCCUCCUUCUCCUCCUAUCCGGUGCUACAGGAGCUCUUCCUGAGCCACAACCGCUUGCAUUCACUGGCGGCCGGAGCGUUCGCUGGUUUGGAGUCUCUGCUGCGUCUGCAUAUGAACAACAACCGACUCACCACCGUCGACCCUGAGUGGUUCAAGCCCCUGCCCCGCCUUGAGGUGCUGAUGCUGGGAGGGAACCCCGUGGAGGUGCUCCCGGAGCAGGCCUUCCAGGCGCUCAGGUCCCUCCGUAGUCUAAUGCUCGGAGGCAUGGGUCUGAGAGUCCUGAAGGAACGAGCUCUGGAUGGUUUGGACAGCCUGGAGUGCCUCUCCUUCUAUGACAACCUGCUGACCAAGGUUCCUACCCAAGCCCUGAGACGAGUCCCAGGCCUUAAGUUCCUGGACCUCAACAAGAACCGCAUCAGGCUGGUGGAGACGGGGGGCUUUCGAGACAUGAUCCACCUGAAGGAGCUGGGUCUGAACAACAUGGAGGACCUGGUGUCCAUAGAGAGAGCCGCCCUGGAAAACCUCCCCGAGCUCACCAAGCUGGAGAUCACCAACAACCCCCGCCUGUCCUUCAUCCACCCCCACGCCUUCCUGCACCUGAGCCGGCUGGAGAGCCUCAUGCUGAACUCCAACUCGCUCAGCGCCCUGCACCACCACACGCUGCUCUCCCUGCCCGGCCUGCAGGAGCUCAGCCUGCACUCCAACCCGCUGCGCUGCGACUGCCUCUUCCGCUGGGCGGCCGACGGAGCCCUCCACCGGCACGCCCACCACGACGCCCGUCCGCCCGAGGCCGCGGCUCACGCCCAGGCGGGCGGGGCGGGCGGGGCGGGGAGCAGCGGCCCUCGGACGGUGCGCUUCAUCCAACCGCAGGCCACGCUGUGCUCCGAGCCGCCGGAGCUCAGGGCCCGCAGGGUGAAGGAAGUGUCCAGCCGGGAGAUGUCCGCCUCCUGCCUGCCCCUGAUCCCGGCCGGCCCCCUGCCGGCGUACGUCGGCGUGAGAGAGGGAACCAGCCUGGCCUUGCACUGCAGAGCUCUGGCAGAGCCCCAGCCUAAGGUCUACUGGGUGAUGCCCUCCGGGGUGAGGAUAGGACCGGCGUCCGGCCUCGCUCAUUCCCAAGGCCCGCCCGCCGCCCAAACACCCGGCCACAGCCUUUCCCCGGACACACCUCGAGCCCACGCUGCACGCAACCACUCCACUCGCUACAGGCUCCUCCCCGAGGGCACCCUGGAGAUCACCGGCGUGACGCCCAAAGACGCCGGCCUGUUCACGUGCGUGGCGGAGAACGCGCUGGGCGCCGACACGCGCAGCGUCACAGUGGUGGUGCACUGCGUCGUCAGGAGGAGACCCCGGCAGAAGCAGCUGCCCGCCAACCUGAGGCGACACCCACACGAGGCGGCGGGGGCCGGCUUGCAGGUGCGAGAGGUCGGACAGCACCACAUGGUUCUGUCCUGGACCAACGGACACAACCUGCCCAUGACGCGUCUAUUCUGGCGCGCGAUCAACCCCGACGCGGUGCCCAUGCCCACCUACACCACGCGCAUCCUCGCCGGCACGCAGAGCUUCAACCUGACCCACCUGGUGCCAAAGACCUUGUACCGCGUGUGUCUCCACCUGGGGGCCGGCCCGGCCAGCGGGCACGAGCGGCGGACAGAGAGAGGGAGCAGCCGACCCCAGUGUGUCACCGUCAAGACUGAGGAGGCUCCAUCGAGCCAACAAAUGCUCCCGCUGGGGCCCGAGCUCAGCUCCACAGUGCUGGUGCUGUUGUUCCUGGUUGUGAUUCUGCUGAUAGUGGCCAGCCAGGGCCUGGACAGGAGGUCCGCUGAGCGGCGGGAGCAGUGCCACGUCGACCUCCUGCAGGAGGUCAAGGAUCACGGUCCACCGGAUCAAACUCCAGGGGAUGUUAGUCACCCGGGAGCGCAGGAAGAGAAGGCGCCAUUCCACCACAACUGCUAAGAUUAUAGUCAUGAGCAGUAUAUGUGCACGGAGAGCCCGUACUAGCACCCGUCACACACUGUAUAUAUGCACACAUAAAAACAAAACCAUCUCCAGCCAAUUGGUUAUAGUC